AAUUGAAAAGCUGUUAUGUUCUGGAUACAUACGGGUGGUUUUUCUUUUGGUUCCGGAAAUGAUGACCGGGUUGGUCCCGAUUAUCUUGUGCAGAAAGAUAUUGUUCUAGUAACAAUAAAUUACCGUCUCAAUAUAUUCGUUUUUCUUAAUUUGGAUGAUGAAGAGGCAGCUGGUAACCAGGGAUUAAAAGAUCCAGUAAUUGCUUUAAAAUAGGUACAACAGAAUAUUGAUAAAUUUGGUGGUGAUCCCUAUCAUGUUAAAAUUUUUGGUGAAAGUGCUGGAGCUGCUUCGGUUCAUUAUUUGACUCUGUCUCCUCUAGCUCAAGGAUUAUUUACUAAAGCCAUCCUACAAAGUGGGGUGGUGACAAAUCCAUGGGCAAGGCAAUCACAUUCCAUGAAAUUACUAACGAAAGUUGCAAAGGAAUUGGGCAAAUCAAUUACUGACACGAAAAAACUUACAGAAUAUUUGCGAAGCGUCGACGCCCACAGUAUAGUCCAGGCAAUAGAGAAAAAACUCCAAUGAGCGCUAUUUACUUUGAUUAUUUUAUAGAAUAAUUUCGUUCGGAGAAAUGAGUUUGUCCAAUCAGUUGAUUCAAAAUCAAAGAAUCCUUUUUUAAAUAUUCCGAUCAUUGAAGCCGUUAAGUAUGGAAUCAAAGUACCUCAUAUCAUUGGUUUUACUGGUAAUGAGUCUCUCAUUACUAUUGCAGAACUGAAGGACGAAGACUAUACCGACGUAGAAGCUAAUCAAAACACACUGCUUAUUCAGCCAAAUGAAAAGCAAUUUUUACAAGAGCGAAAUGUAUCUGUGGGUGAUGUAAAGAAAUUUUUUGUGGGUGACAAUGAAAUUAGUCGAGAAAAUGCUCAACAGUUUGUAGAAUUAGUAAGCGCUGAACGUUUUACAAUUAAUAUCCAUGAUGUAGUAGAAAUUCAAUUUUCAAUACCUGAUAUACCGACAUAUUUUUAUAAGUUCAAUCACUACUCAAAAGAAACUGCAGUAGUCCAAAAAUUGGUGAACACAGAUUUAGAAGUAAACAAAGGAAUGAAGUCAGAAUUACCAAUGAUGAAUUUUACGAUCUUAAUUAUUAUUAUUAUUAUUAUUAUUCAAUCAGUAUUGUCAGUUGAUAAUAGCGAAACAAAUAGAUAUGUCGUAAACGUGCAGCAGGGUGAGUUGCAGGGUGUUAAAGAAAAAAAUAUCGAUGGAAGUAAUUAUAUUUACGCUUUUCGUGGCAUUCCAUAUGCUAAGCCACCCAUAGGAGAACUGAGAUUUAAGGAUCCAGAACCAAUAGAAGCGUGGUCGGGUGUAAAAGAUGCUAAAGAGUUCGGAGAUGUGUGUGCACAAUAUGAUCUUAUGUCAAAACAAUUAAUGGGAAGUGAUGAUUGUCUCUACAUGAAUGUCUAUGCAACCGAUUUGAAUCCUGAUACACCACGAGCUGUAAUGGUUUGGAUGCAUAGUGGUGGAUUUUUGUGGGGUUCCGGAAAUGAUGAUUCUUAUGGACCAGACUAUUUGCUUGAGGAAGAUAUUGUUUUAGUUACAUUAAAUUACCGUCUUGGAAUCUUAGGUUUUCUCAAUUUAAAUGAUGAAGCAGCACCAGGUAAUCAGGGAUUGAAAGAUCAAGUGAUGGCUUUGAAAUGGGUACAACAAAAUAUCGAUAAGUUCGGCGGGGAUCCAAAUUGUGUUACAAUUUUUGGAAAUAGCGCUGGGUCUUCUUCCGUUCAUUAUAUAACUUUAUCUCCUCUGGCUGAAGGGUUAUUUCAUAGAGCUAUUUUACAAAGUGGAGUCGCAACGGAAUCAUGGGCAAGGCCAUCGCAAUCUAUGAAAGACGUAGCGGAAAAAGUCGCUGAAAAAUUAGGAAACAAUAUUAGUGAUACCAAAAAACUAAUUGAGUAUUUACGGAGCGUUGACGCAAUUAGUUUAGCUGACACAGUUGAAUCAUUAACAGCUGGCCAGUUUUCCUACCUCCGCAAUUAUGUUUUUGUACCGUCAGUAGACUUAAAAUCGAAAAACCCAUUUCUAGCUAUUCCUGUAGAAGAAGCUGCUAAGUCUGGAAUUCAAGUUCCCAGCAUUAUCGGCUGUAUGGCUCAGGAAGGUGUUUUCCUUAUUGCAGACAUGGACAAUAAGGAUUAUGCUAAAAUAGAAGCCCAUCAAGACACGAAACUAAUACAGGAAAAUCAAAGACAAUAUUUGCGAGAGCACAAUGUCUCUGUGAGUGACUUUAAGAGAUUUUUCAUGGGUGAUAACGAAAUUAGUCGAGAAAAUGCUCAAAAAUUUGUAGAUUUAGUUACUGCAGAGUUUUUCACGAUUAACAUGUAUGACACCUUGGAAAUUCAAUCAACGAUAACGAGUGUGCCGACAUACUUUUAUAAAUUUGAUCAUUACUCAAAGGAAACUGCAGUAGCUCAAAAACUCUUCGCCACAGAUUUAGAAGGUGCAGCUCAUACUGAAGAGCUGUAUUAUCUUUUUAAUGCUAAAAGAUUGGAAGUACGUAAAAUUGAGCAACCUAGUUCUUUUCCCACUGAACAUGAUAUUCAACAAAGUAUGAUUGAAUUGUGGACUAAUUUUGCUAAAACUGGAAAUCCAAAUUGCGGAUCAUCGAUUUCUAUGUCUAUCGAAUGGCUGCCAGUUGAUGACUCAAUUGAAUACAACUGUCUGAAAAUUUCUGAUGAUUUCAGUUUAGUUAGAGAACGAAAUCUUUUGCGUCAAAUACAAGAAAGUUCCCAAAAAGGGGAAUAA
Molecule: messenger RNA, 2730 nt
Organism: Microplitis demolitor
Lineage: Eukaryota; Metazoa; Arthropoda; Insecta; Hymenoptera; Braconidae
Product: juvenile hormone esterase
Source: RefSeq, a predicted model, not a curated record